Messenger RNA from Rhododendron vialii, 1832 nucleotides. RefSeq lists its product as uncharacterized. The record is from RefSeq and is a predicted model, not a curated record. NCBI's taxonomy places the organism in Eukaryota, Viridiplantae, Streptophyta, Magnoliopsida, Ericales, Ericaceae. The transcript has 9 exons. The coding region runs from base 60 to 1649 and encodes 529 amino acids.
CUCUCUCUGUGCGCGCGCGUGCGAAUAAGGCUUUAAAGCUAAAACCCAUUUGCCAAAUAAUGAAAUUCGAAGACUUCUUGAUGCGGACAAGUGAUUCAGAGAAGCAGAGGAGAGUUGACCUUGAGGAAGAGGUAGAGAAAUUGCAAGAAGAUUUGGAUGAAGAGCUGAAACUGAGCAAGAUUUUGCAAUGUGCAUUGCAAGGGCCCGUGCAAUCCUGUCCCUGUCUUUCCAAAUUGCUUCCUUCUCAGGUUCAAGUACUUCUUGCAGAACUGGCUAUGGUGGAGGAAGAGAUUAUAUGGCUAGAGAGAAAAGUGGAUAAGCUGAAACUAAGUUUGUACCACGAAAAGAAGCAAACCCGAGAAUGGCAACCGCCCAAGGUGCGCAGGAGGCAUUGGCAACUCAAACAACUAUCCUUUGAGCGGAGCAAUCAAAUGGAAGUCAGUUGCAGACGGGUUUCCCUAAAACCCCAAGGUUUAGAAGAGGAUAUCAAGAACACAAUUUUACGUGAAAGAAGAGCCUCCUUUAGUUCUUCUAUGGAACAUCAACACUUAUCUUCCAUGAAAUCCAAUGAGGAAAUUGCUGAAACCUCAACACGUACCAGAAGAAGCCGAAACCAUGAGUGUUCCGAUGUAAUAAAGAAUGGUAUGGAGAAACCAAAUGAACUCUCAGAAGAGCUGAUGAAGUGCUUGAUAGGCAUAUUUUUCAAACUGAACCAGGCAUCUCCGGGCAGCAAAGGAUCAGCUAUUGCUUCAAGGCAUCAUAUUUCUUGCAUUAACUCAAAAGGCUUCAUGGCAAGGACCUCAUUCAACUGUAAAGCACCAGAAUUUUCAUUUGACAAUACAUCAAAUAUUGAUCCGUAUGGGAUAUUACCCGAUUUUGAUGGCCUUAUUAGAGAUGUUGGCCCGUACAAGAAUUUCUUCCAAAUCACAAGAAGUUCACUGAACAUUAGCCAAAUUUCAGAGUGCAUAAAAGCAAUGGGAAAAUUAAGGGUUUUGAUGCAAAAACUCUGCAAUGUGGACCCAACUUCACUGACCCACAAGCAAAAAUUAGCUUUCUGGAUCAACAUCUACAAUGCCUGCAUAAUGCAUGCAUUUCUACAACAUGGGUUGCCUUCCACACAGGAGAAGCUGCUGGCACUUAUGAACAAGGCUGCAACGAAUGUGGGCGGGAUAGUACUGAAUGCUUUGGCUAUUGAGCACUUCAUUCUCCGUCAUCCAUCUGACUCCAAAAAAGGUUUAAUAGACGAGAACGAAAUGCUACUCCGGCAUGCCUAUGGCUUGGGAUAUCCUGAACCAAAUGUGACAUUCGCUCUUUGUCGAGGCAGCUGGUCUUCACCAGCAUUAAGGGUGUACACACCAGACGACGUCGUGAAUGAAUUGGGAAAAGCAAAAGUGGAGUAUUUGGAAGCUUCUGUGGGAAUUACAAGCAAGAAAAAGAUUUUGGUGCCUAAACUUCUACAGUGGCACAUGAAAGAUUUUGCUGAUGACCUGGAGUCGCUACUGGAAUGGAUUUACAGCCAAUUGCCACCUUCUGGUUCACUGAAAAGGUUGAUAAUGGAGUGCUUAAUCGGAGAAACAAAAUCUCCUUUAGCAAAGAUGGUAGAGAUUCAGCCUUAUGACUCGGAAUUCCGCUACUUGCUGCCCUUGUGAGAUAAACAAGGGAAGAGAACAAAGAUGCUGACAGAAAAGGCAAUGAUAUAGAUAGAACUUAGAAGUGACAGAACAGUAAAUGCCUCCCCAAACAACAGAUAUGUGAAUCCAUAAUUUGCCCCGCAGAAUAUUGUACAAAUAACUUCUGUUUUCAUGACCGCAGAAUUCAUUAUGACUUCUUUU